Messenger RNA from Desarmillaria tabescens, 1608 nucleotides. RefSeq names its product succinate semialdehyde dehydrogenase. Gene Ontology annotation, molecular function: oxidoreductase activity, acting on the aldehyde or oxo group of donors, NAD or NADP as acceptor. The record is from RefSeq and is a predicted model, not a curated record. NCBI's taxonomy places the organism in Eukaryota, Fungi, Basidiomycota, Agaricomycetes, Agaricales, Physalacriaceae. The coding region runs from base 66 to 1487 and encodes 473 amino acids. The transcript is spliced from 14 exons.
CCCUCCUUCCCCGACGGCCUACUCUUUGACACGGAAUUUGACUCUCACCUUGACUACUAUCUACCAUGUCCGUGCAGACGACGAUAAUCCCCCACUCCCAGCAGCCGCUCGUUACGCGUACCUAUCCCUCUGAGCAAGAGCUCGAUGGGUUCAUUACCUCUGCUUCAAAGGCUCAGAAAGCUUGGAGCAAGGUUCCGCUAAAGGAGAGAAUCGCGACUGGGUACAAUUUCAUCGAUGAAUUCAAAGCCUUGAGCGAGGAUCUCCCUAUGGAACUGACUCUGCAAAUGGGCAGACCAGUGUCCCAAUGCGCUGGAGAGGUUCGCGGAUUCCUCGAUCGCGCUAAUUACAUGCUGUCCAUCGCAGAGAGCGCGCUCGCCGAUGUCAGUCUAACUGACACUGACAAGCCUGGCUUCCGACGAUACAUAAAACGUGCCCCUUUAGGUGUCGUCCUUGUUGUCGCACCUUGGAACUAUCCUUAUCUCGUCUCGAUCAAUGCUGUUCUCCCAGCCAUUAUCGCUGGGAACGCGGUCAUCCUGAAACCAUCACCCCAAACACCUCUAACUGCUGAGCGUUUCGCGCUUGCAUUGACUCGGGCAGGUGUCCCCAAAGAUAUUAUUCAAGUUGUGCACAUGUCACCCGCGUUGACCUCUCACGCUGUUCAGCAUCCUUCCAUAGACUUUGUUUCAUUCACCGGCAGUGUUAUAGGUGGCCGGGCCGUAGAGGAAGCUGCCGUCCAGGCUAAGGGUUUCAAAGGCGUUGGUUUGGAGCUUGGUGGAAAGGAUCCUGCCUACGUACGGCCUGACGCAGAUCUGAAUUACACGAUCGGUGAACUGGUCGAUGGGGCGCUGUUCAACUCUGGUCAAAGUUGCUGCGCCAUCGAGCGAAUCUACGUCCACGAGGCCGUAUAUGAUGCUUUUGUUGAAGGUUAUGUGAAGCUAGUCAAGGGCUACAAACUAGGCGAUCCCACACUCCCCGAAACGAACUUAGGUCCUGUAGUUUCCUUAGCUAGUGCUGAGAGAAUUCGUAAACAAGUUUCGGACGCAGUGAAAGCUGGUGCGAAAGCGCUUAUCCCGGAAGAUUUAUUCCCAAUGGCGAAAGCCGGAACUACGUAUGUUGCGCCGCAGGUUCUAGUCGAUGUGAAUCAUAGUAUGGAUGUUAUGAUGGAAGAAUCAUUUGGUCCAACAGUCGGAAUACAAAAAGUCUCUUCCGACGAGGAAGCUGUCAAGCUCAUGAACGACUCUCCAUAUGGACUCACAGCAUCCGUGUGGACGAACGCAUCUGCUAAUCCGGCGUCCGAGGAGAUAUUCUUGAAGUUUGUUGAUGAACUAGAGACAGGAACAGUAUUCCUGAACAGGUGUGACUUCUUGGAUCCCGCGCUAGCUUGGACUGGUGUCAAAGAUAGUGGUAGAGGCGUCAGUCUCAGUAAAUUUGGAUACGACCAGUUGACCCGAGCGAAGUCCGUACACAUGAAGAUCAAGACAUCAUAGAGGCCCGAAUUGUUUAUAGGUAACAUAGACGCUGCAAAUAUUGUAUUUGUAAAGAAAAGCCAAUAAAAUUCCCAGCAACCUAUCAGUUACGCGUUAACAACGUGGGAGUAACAGCUCGAAG